UAGCCGCAAAAACCGAAGGACGAUUCGAUUUUCCUUCCUGUCAGUCACGAUGUAAGUAUCUUCCAGGACGGGACACGAAACUCUGGAACACGUUCAAUGUUCCACAGAAAGUGAUUGAUAGUUUGUGCUUGUGGGUUCACAACAACCAAAACGCGGUCUUCAGUAAUGGAGCUGUUGUGCUAUUAAAACAGUGAAGUGGUUUGAACUAAAAAAAAACACGACUAUAACAUAGCAAGCAUUGCACCAAAAAGGGGGCAUAACUUACUCCCAUAGCAACUUCAAGGCACACUGCGCCAUUUGUAGUGUUGUGUUGGAAAAAUCCUUUGUUCUCUCGUAGAACGUGAUUACAUCCUCCCACAGCCAGGAUAUUGUUCUAUUUUCCACCGUAGAAGUGAAGAUAAUAAGCGCAAAAUAAAAUGUACGUCAUUAAUCGAGUUAUCGAAGCCAUCAACAUGCCACUGUCGCCGAAGUAUCUUCGCGUCACGGCCAUCCUCAUUGCAAUCUAUAAAGUGCUUACGGCACACGUUUUCCUGUUUGUGAUGCUGCUCGGACUGGCACAUGCCGAGGAGAUGAGCACCAUCCUGCAGAUGAGCAUCGCGGAACAGAAGUGUGAGUUUUUCUCGAUGACGGACGAACAGGGGGAGAUGGUCAACGAGUGGCGCUUCCGAUCCGCAGAAAAGCUCGCUUCCGCAACUCUUUGCAUACUGUACAUUGGGACAACGGUGGCCACUAUCUACGUGCUAAGCUGCCUGGGACUGCUGAUCGGUACGCUACGUAAUCGGCACGAAUUCUUCAUCCCCUGGAUGGUGGUUGACUUCUUCGGUACGCUGGCAAUCGGUUCAGUGGUAUUGGCUUGCGGUUGUAACGAUUCAACCUUCAAAUACGUUGCCAAGUGGGAAUACUGGGGUUUCUGCAUGAUUAUGAUCAUAUUCAACGUGACCGUUUGGGGUGUGAUUCGUUUGUUUUACAAAAAUCUUGUCCACAUGACGAAACUGCGCGAGGUAGCGAUUGUAGCGAUUCCGUGCCCUGCUGCACCGGCAUCCACCGGCACCGAUACGGCCAACUGUCCCUCCAGCAAAGGCAAGAACGGAUUACCGGUGGCCCCACCGUAUCACUAUCGCAAGGAAAACAUGCAUCUCAGCGAUGGUGGACUGAAGCACAUUCUCUUCGAUGCCAACGAAGCCAACUAUUUGGUUUAAAGCGCUGAUGGCAAGGGGAGAAUGGUUUGGCAGAUUUGGGCCUCGUUGGCCCCCCGUUAGAAAGGCGGAACGCUCUAUUGCUUACAGCGAAAGAAAGAAAAAAAAACAUGUCUGGAGUUCCCCCCAAAUGAAUGAUUCCAUCAUCAUCCAACUAUUUUAGUGUUACCGCCUGGACGUCCAUUGAUCUGGCCCUUAGUGUGGAUCAUGCUUCCUCGUUGACUCUUUCCAUUUUGUGCUUGUCGUGUAGUGUUUGAAUGUACUCCACUCCGCAGGUGGAGCUUACGUGUUUUUUGGAAGGCUACGAGCCCGGCUGGAAUGGAGACUAAAACAUACUAUUUGCAUUGGAUAUUGGUAAGCUAAACGCGAUUGAUAACAAAGCAGAAACAAGCUCUGCACGUCACGUGACGUACAGAGCACAUAGCAUUUGUUGUUUGGAAUAUGUAGUAGAAAAUAAAAUACUGAUAACUGUAUGGAUAA
Anopheles funestus (African malaria mosquito) is the source of this 1676-nucleotide messenger RNA. RefSeq lists its product as uncharacterized. The transcript has 5 exons. NCBI's taxonomy places the organism in Eukaryota, Metazoa, Arthropoda, Insecta, Diptera, Culicidae. The record is from RefSeq and is a predicted model, not a curated record. The coding region runs from base 417 to 1199 and encodes 260 amino acids.